Messenger RNA from Knipowitschia caucasica, 1689 nucleotides. The record is from the annotation of a GenBank genome assembly. Lineage: Eukaryota; Metazoa; Chordata; Actinopteri; Gobiiformes; Gobiidae.
AUGGAUAUUGGUGGCCUAACUACAGUGGUGGCCAACUCUGCUUACAUUUCAGCCCGUGGGAGUUUUGAUGGUACUGCCAACCCUGCUGCAAACCGGGACAAGAGGUACCACUCGCGCCUCAAGCUUCCCCACAUCACAGUUUGCGAAGGUCUAAGAGAGACCCUGGACCUGGGUUUUCAAACAGUCUGCGUGGAUCAACCUAUAGGAAAGAAGCUUUUCCAGGAGUUCUUGGACUCGGCUCCGGAGUACAAGGGCCCAUGUCGCCUGUGGAAAGAUAUAGAGGAGUACAACUCAGCAGAAGAUGACGAACGUUUGCAGAAAGCCAUCAAGAUCUUGUCACGUUACAUGGAACCAGGUGCUAAGUAUUUCUGCCCAUUUUUACCUGAAAAUGAUAUCACAAAAGUCAAAGAAAAGCAUCAAGAGGCAGGAGACGACCUGUUCACUGAGACCAUGGAAAGUGUAAUGGACUUUUUGAAGGAAGUGCCGUACACCUUCUUCUUGGAGAGCCUGUUUCUGAAGAGGUUCCUGCAAUGGAAGUGGCUUGAGAUGCAGCCCGUGAACGAGGAAUGGUUUUUAGACUUCAGAGUCUUGGGGAAAGGGGGCUUUGGAGAGGUGUCAGCGUGUCAAAUGAAGGCCACGGGUAAACUGUACGCCUGCAAGAAACUCAACAAGAAGAGACUCAAGAAGAGGAAAGGCUAUGAGGGGGCGAUGGUGGAGAAGAGGGUCCUGGCCCGCGUGCACAGCAGGUUCAUCGUGUCUUUGGCUUAUGCCUUUCAGUCCAAAACAGAGCUGUGUUUAGUGAUGACCAUCAUGAACGGAGGAGACCUCAGGUAUCACAUCUAUAACGUGGACGAGGAUAACCCAGGUUUUGAUGAGUCCAGAUCCUGUUAUUACGCAGCUCAGAUUAUCCAGGGCCUUGAGCACCUGCACCAGAAGAGGAUUGUCUACAGAGACCUCAAACCAGAGAACGUGCUGCUCGACAACCAAGGUCACGUUCGUAUUUCGGACCUGGGUUUGGCUGUGGAGCUGGCGGAUGACCAGACCAAAACUAAGGGCUAUGCUGGGACUCCAGGUUUCAUGGCGCCGGAGCUGCUCAAAGGAGAGGAGUAUGAUUACUCUGUGGACUACUUUACUUUGGGAGUGACUCUGUACGAGUUCAUGGCAGCUAAAGGACCCUACAGGAGCCGCGGAGAGAAGGUGGAGAACAAGGAGUUGAAGAAGCGUGUUUUGGAGGAGGCCGUGGUUUAUCCAGAGAAGUUCAGUGCAGACGCCCGGUCGGUCUGUGAGGGUCUGCUGCAAAGAGAGGUGGACAAACGUCUGGGCUUCAGGAACCAGUCGUGUGAUGAGCUGCGAGCGCAUCCUUUCUUCAGCAGCAUCAACUGGAGGAAACUUAAUGCAGGGAUCCUUCCUCCUCCUUUUGUGCCAGACUCCAAAACUGUUUAUGCCAAAGACCUCGACGAUGUUGGGGCGUUUUCUACUGUCAAAGGAGUUCAGCUGGACAACAAGGAUAACGACUUCUUUGAUGAGUUUUCUUCUGGGAACAUUGCCAUCCCGUGGCAGGAGGAGAUGAUCGAGACUGGGAUCUACGGCGAGCUCACGGUCUGGGGUCCGGGGGGUGCACUGCCCAACGACCUGCGGCGAGAAUCUAUCCUGGAGCAGCCCAAGUCCUCCACCUGCAGCCUGUCAUGA